UCGACGUCGUCCCCUGUCAGUGUCAUGUCACCAAUUCUCUCUCUACAUAACCACAGAGAGACAGAGAGAGAGUGAGUGAGAAGCUUCAAUGGCAUUGAUAGGUUUCUUGGAGAUAUUCUUGGCCGGAAUUUGCUUCGCGGUCCUUCGCCUCCUCGGCAAAAGAGGUGAUGGGCUCCCCAGGAAUUGGCCGCUCGUGGGGAUGCUACCGGAGCUCCUCCUCAACCUGAGCCGCGUCCACGACUGGGCCACAGGCAUUCUUGAGCGGAGCCGCUGCAACUUCCUCUUGCGGUUACUCUGGUUUUCCGGCAUGGACAUGCUGUUCACCGCCGAUCCCGCCAACGUCCACUACAUCAUGAGCACCAACUUUGGGAACUUCCCGAAAGGGCCCGAGUUCAAGAGGGUGUUCGACGUUUUGGGUGACGGGAUCUUCAACUCCGACUCCGAUCGGUGGAGGAUGCAGAGAAGGGUCGCUCAGGCGUUAAUGAACGACCAACGGUUCCAUCGGUUCCUGGCGACGACGACCAGUGACAAGGUGGAGAAUGGCCUGCUCAAGGUGUUCGACGAAUUGUCUCGGAGAGGUGUUACGGUGGAUUUGCAGGAUUUGUUCCAGAGGUUCACCUUUGAUUCUGCUUGCAAAUUCGUCACUGGGUUCGACCCCGGCAGCUUAUCCGUCGAAUUCCCCGAAGUCCCGUUUUCCAAGGCAUUGGAUGAUGCCGAGGAGGUGAUUUUCUAUCGCCAUUUGUACCCCGAGUGGUUCGGGACUCUGCAGAGGUUGUUGGGGAUUGGAGUGGAGGAGAAACUGAGACGAGCUUGGGAAGAUAUGGACCAAAUUGUAGGGAAUUACAUAGUGCUGAAGAGAGUUGAACUGAGAGAAGGAACCAGAGAAGCGAAGGGAGAUGAAAAUGGUGCAGAUUUAUUGACAUCUUAUAUGGUGGAAAAUGAGACAUUGGGUGCUUUAGAGUGCAAUGACAAGUUCCUUAGGGACACGAUUUUGAAUUUCAUGGUCGCCGGAAAAGAUACCACUAGUUCAGCUCUCACGUGGUUUUUUUGGGCUCUUUCCAUGAACCCGUCUGUUGAAAUGAGAAUCGUAGAGGAGAUCAGAUCUGUAAUCCCGAAGGAAGAAGAAAAUCUUAGUGUGUUCAAGAUUGGUGAGCAUAUGGACAAGAUGGUUUAUUUACAUGGUGCGCUGUGCGAAUCUUUGAGGCUGUACCCACCGGUUCCAUUCCAACACAAGUGCCCUGUAAAGGCUGACGUACUUCCCAGUGGACACACAGUCGAUCCCGGCACGAAAAUACUCUUCCAUCUGUAUUCAAUGGGGAGGAUGAAGUCAGUAUGGGGAGAGGAUUGCUUGGAAUUUAGACCGGAGAGGUGGAUUUCGGAGAGAGGAGGAAUUAGGCACGAGCCGUCGUACAAGUUCUUGGCAUUUAAUGCCGGACCGAGAACUUGUCUGGGAAAAGAAAUGGCUUUCACGCAGAUGAAAACGGUCACAGCCGCUGUAAUAAUUAACUACGAAGUUCAUGUUGUGGAAGGUCACCCUGUGAGACCUUCUAAUUCCAUCAUACUUCACAUGAAACAUGGAUUGAGGGCGAAGCUCACUAGGCGAAGGCUUUAAGGGGACAAAUGACAGGGAAGAUUACCGAGAAACUGUAAAUCUAUGUGUACCGAACAUAUGCGUGUAUAUUUCUGCUUGUUUUUACAAUUUCUAUGGCAUACUGUUAUUUA
This is a messenger RNA of Rhodamnia argentea, 1722 nucleotides long. Its product is annotated as alkane hydroxylase MAH1-like. Lineage: Eukaryota; Viridiplantae; Streptophyta; Magnoliopsida; Myrtales; Myrtaceae. Gene Ontology annotation, molecular function: oxidoreductase activity, acting on paired donors, with incorporation or reduction of molecular oxygen; monooxygenase activity; heme binding. Bases 89 to 1612 code for a protein of 507 amino acids. The record is from RefSeq and is a predicted model, not a curated record. The transcript has a single exon.